GAUGAACAUGUAUCAUCAAUUAGCAGCACUCAUACAAAUAAUUAAGUUUAAUUAAUUGAGAAGGUAUGUCUAGAAGGCCGGGAUUAGUAUAUUCGUCGGAUUCUGAUGACGAUGGAGUAAUCCACGGUGCAAAGCUCUUCGGACGUGAAAGGCCGAUAUAUCAUGUUCUUGGAGGUGGAAAAGUGGCGGAUGUGUUGUUGUGGAGGAAUAUAAGUGUAUCAGCUGGGCUUUUAAUUGCUAUGACGGUAAUCUGGUUUCUUUUCGAAGUUGUUGAGUACAAUUUCGUGACACUCCUCUGUCAUAUCUCGAUUACCGCAUUGUUGGUAAUCUUCAUAUGGCGCAUGGCUGCAGAAAUAUUCAAAUUUCCGCCACCUAUGGUACCUCAAAUGAUAUUACAUGAGAACACAUUCAAACAAGUAGCUUCCACUGUCCAUAAAGGAUUCAACCACUUCUUAUCAAGAGUUCUUGAUAGUGCAUGUGGAAGAGACUUCCCAUUCUUCUUCUUGACAAUCAUUUGUCUCUAUAUUUUGUCUGUGAUCGGAAACUAUUUCAGCUUUCUGAAUCUUCUUUACUUGGGGUUCAUCUGCUUGGAAACGCUACCAUUCCUCUACGAGCGAUUUGAGGAAGACGUUGAUCGUUUAGCGGGAAAAAUCAGCCGAGAGAUAAAGAGAUCGUACAGAAAGUUUGAUUCUCAAUUUCUCAACAAAAUUCCUAGAGGUCCAGUGAAAGACAAGAAAAACAGAUGAAACUAUAAUCCCAUGGACUAUUCAUACCAUGGAACACAUUUAUCACUCACUGUGUGAAGAUUUGUGUAAAUAAAACACAUUAUAUAUGUGCAUAUAUAAAACUGUAUAAUACACAUGUAUAUAUAUCAAUAUUACAGCAUUGGUUCCAUUUGAUUAGUUGAUCA
This is a messenger RNA of Pyrus x bretschneideri (Chinese white pear), 910 nucleotides long. Its product is annotated as reticulon-like protein B9. The transcript is spliced from 5 exons. The record is from RefSeq and is a predicted model, not a curated record. Bases 66 to 746 code for a protein of 226 amino acids. Lineage: Eukaryota; Viridiplantae; Streptophyta; Magnoliopsida; Rosales; Rosaceae.